AUGGAGCCGAAUCAACAGCGGAGUUGCGGUUCGUCAUCAGACAGCAGUGCGACGGGCACUCCUCAGGGCAGCAAUGUGGCAGUGUGGAGACCUUGGCAUGAUGCCCCUAGGACCCAUGUGCAGAACCCACCAACAGCCCAGCAGCAGUUCUACAGUGACAACCAGUCGCACAUGAAUGACAAAGGGAAACCUCCAUCUUUUCAACAUCCUGUUAAGUUAUUUUGGCCCAAAUCAAGGUGCUAUGACUUCAUGUAUCAGGAAGCCGAGGAAUUAUUGAGACAUUUCCCUGUCCAAGCUACAAUAUCUCUUUACCAGGAGACAGACAGUGACUCUGAAGAGGAAGACAUUUAUGAAAAUUAAAUCUUGCACAGCUUCAGUUUAAUGAAGUGGAGAAGAACAAAGGCCAUUAAUGUAAAUAACAAGUUUCAUGGAUAUUUGAUACUUGAGCUAAUUGAUUCAGUUCAAUAACCUGUGACCUCUCACAAUGGACUUUAUUUACACCUGAAAUUGCAAUGAUACCUCCAUGUUGGAUGCCAAAUCCUCAAAACUGUAUAAAAUUCUAAAACUUCUGAAGCCUAGACAUCUGUUGCUACCUUAUAAAUGAACUAAAGCCCUCUUUUACAACUCUGGCAGGGUGACUUUAUUUUCCAAAAAGCACUUUUUUCCCUUCAAUUACAUAAUUUAUAUAAUUUUUUUUAAUUUGUAAUGCUGUAAGAUAAUAUUUAUAAUAAAAAGGCUAAAACACA
Xenopus laevis (African clawed frog) is the source of this 746-nucleotide messenger RNA. RefSeq names its product ripply transcriptional repressor 2 S homeolog (gene ripply2.S). Gene Ontology annotation, biological process: embryonic pattern specification; negative regulation of transcription by RNA polymerase II. Gene Ontology annotation, cellular component: nucleus. NCBI's taxonomy places the organism in Eukaryota, Metazoa, Chordata, Amphibia, Anura, Pipidae. The record is from RefSeq and is marked validated.